AUGGGCGCAGACGCCCGUGAACGCACCUCUGCUACCGUAACAUCUGUUGCAGAGCAGCAACGACAGUAUGGCGAUACUCCAGACGGCGGUUUGCUGGCUUGGACGCAGGUUGCCAUGGGUCAUCUUGUCAUCUUCAACUGCUGGGGAUACAUCACAUCAAGUUUUGGCUUCUUUCAACAGUACUACGUUGAGCAGCUGCAGCGAACAGCCUCUGACAUAUCAUGGAUAGGAUCCAUGCAGAUGUUCCUGCUCAACUUUGUCGGCUUCUUCUCAGGCCGCACGGUUGACUCUGGCCACUUCCGCUUGUCACUAAGCAUCGGCUGCGCAUUCCAAGUCACCGGCGUCUUCCUGACUGCCUUCUCAACGCAGUACUGGCAGCUCUUUCUCGCCCAAGGUGUCUGCAGCGGUCUCGGCCACGGGUUCCUGUUCGCCCCCAUCGUUUCCAUUCUUCCGACGUACUUCAAGAAGAACCGCGCCGUGGCUGUCUCGUUGGCCACGUGCGGCGCCUCAACAGGCGGUAUGGUGUUCCCCAUCAUCGCUUAUUUCGCGAUGCCGAGGUUGGGAUUCAGAUGGACCGUCAUUAUCAUGGGGUGCGUCAUCACUUUCAACGCAACGAUGAUUCUCUGCUUCACGAGGACGCGUGUAGCUACCCGGAAACCUCGUUCGUUGUUUGAUUUACGUGCAUUCACCGAGCUGCCGUACACGCUGUUCGCCGUUGGUUCUUUCUUUGCCCUUUGGGGAAUCUACUUUGCGUACUUCUACAUUGGCAUAUUCGGUCGCUCAGUUCUGGAUUUCUCAUUGACGCAAUCGUUGCUUGCCAUCAUCGUCAUGAAUGGCGUUGGGCUCUUCGGUCGUGUGAUUCCAGCUCUGCUUGCCGACAGAUACUUCGGAAUCUUGAACACGCUGAUUCCCGUCGUCGGCGUAAGUGGUAUUCUCAUCCUCGGCUGGACAGGAGUGUCUUCCACCGGUGGGCUGUUUGGCUGGGCUGUCAUUUACGGGAUUGCUGCAAAUGCUACUCAGAGUCUCUUCCCGGCCGCCGUCGGCGAUUUGAGUACAGAUCCUACGAGAGUCGGCACCAAGGUGGGCAUGGUUUUGGCGGUUGUCGGCGUUGCUUGUUUCACGGGACCACCGAUCGGAGGACGUUUGAUUGCGAUCAACGACGGCAACUAUCUGUACGCGCAACUGUUUGGAGGUCUCUCGAUGUUGGCGGGCUGUGGGACUUACGUCCUAGUGGCAUGUAAGAGACCUAGGAAGUUAUGA
This is a messenger RNA of Colletotrichum chrysophilum, 1260 nucleotides long. RefSeq lists its product as uncharacterized. The record is from RefSeq and is a predicted model, not a curated record. Gene Ontology annotation, molecular function: transmembrane transporter activity. Gene Ontology annotation, cellular component: fungal-type vacuole membrane. Lineage: Eukaryota; Fungi; Ascomycota; Sordariomycetes; Glomerellales; Glomerellaceae. The transcript has 3 exons. Bases 1 to 1260 code for a protein of 419 amino acids. Gene Ontology annotation, biological process: transmembrane transport.